AUGGCUGCAAGCAAGCAUCGCCGAGGCAACACUGACCAAUUCGCAUUGUACAACGCUGCUGUUGGUGGCCGCCUCGACACGUUGGAGACGGACCUUGGUACAGCAGGCAUCUCAGCAGCCACCCUCCAUGUGAGUAAUCCUGGAUACUCAUCCGUACACUCCCUCCCAUCCCCCCUUCCCUCCUCGCACAUUCCCCUCUCCUCUCUGGCCCGCCACACUCCCUCCCAUCCCCCCUUCCCUCCUCGCACAUUCCCCUCUCCACUCUGGCCCGCCACACUCCCUCCCAUCCCCCCUUCCCUCCUCGCCCAUUCCCCUCUCCUCUCUGGCCCGCCACACUCCCUCCCAUCCCCCCUUCCCUCCUCGCCCAUUCCCCUCUCCUCUCUGGCCCGCCACACUCCCUCCCAUCCCCCCUUCCCUCCUCGCCCAUUCCCCUCUCCUCUCUGGCCCGCCACACUCCCUCCCAUCCCCCCUUCCCUCCUCGCCCAUUCCCCUCUCCUCUCUGGCCCGCCACACUCCCUCCCAUCCCCCCUUCCCUCCUCGCCCAUUCCCUUCUCCUCUCUGGCCCGCCACACUCCCUCUCAUCCCCCCUUCCCUCCUCGCACAUUCCCCUCUCCUCUCUGGCCCGCCACACUCCUUCCCAUCCCCCCUUCCCUCCUCGCACAUUCCCCUCUCCUCUCUGGCCCGCCACACUCCCUCCCAUCCCCCCUUCCCUCCUCGCACAUUCCCCUCUCCUCUCUGGCCCGCCACACUCCCUCCCAUCCCCCCUUCCCUCCUCGCCCAUUCCCCUCUCCUCUCUGGCCCGCCACACUCCCUCCCAUCCCCCCUUCCCUCCUCGCCCAUUCCCCUCUCCUCUCUGGCCCGCCACACUCCCUCCCAUCCCCCCUUCCCUCCUCGCACAUUCCCCUCUCCUCUCUGGCCCACCACACUCCCUCCCAUCCCCCCUUCCCUCCUCGCACAUUCCCCUCUCCUCUCUGGCCCGCCACACUCCCUCCCAUCCCCCCUUCCCUUCUCGCACAUUCCCCUCUCCUCUCUGGCCCGCCACACUCCCUCCCAUCCCCCCUUCCCUCCUCUAACACUUCUGUCUCCUCUCUGGCUGCACCACCCCCACCUGCAGGUCUACACCGGCGUGGCGAUUCCAGGCGGCCCUCAAGAGUACCACUCCAGGGUCACUCACUUCAUUCGUGCAAACCCGUCACACCACGGCAACCCGUGGUUCUCCCAUGUGGCCAUUAG
Closterium sp. Yama58-4 is the source of this 1233-nucleotide messenger RNA. Lineage: Eukaryota; Viridiplantae; Streptophyta; Zygnematophyceae; Desmidiales; Closteriaceae. The record is from the annotation of a GenBank genome assembly.